CGCAGCUCCAAAAGGGGCGGAGCCGACAGGGAUGGCUACGGGUGGUGGAAUCGAUUGCCGCGCAACUCGGUGCUACCUUGCCCAGGGCAUCGCAACGUCAACACCAGCACACCUCAGCAACGCCAGACAAGGGCACCGCAACCUUGGUCAAACAACCUAGCCGGUCACUCACGCCUUCCUCUCAAUUACCUAGUCCCUUUGGCAACCCAGCGGGGAAUCUCCCUCGUCAUAUCCACCUAAUUCGACCAUCCGUUCCCCCCUAGAACUCGUCGAGAACCCCAUCCUACAAGCCGACGACAUGGCCCCGCGCAUCGAGGCCCAGGAAAUCGAGACAUACUGGAACAUCUUCUCAACCAGGACAAAUGGCGGCAAGUUCCUGAACGGCGAGCAAGCGGCGCCGGUGCUCAAGAACAGCGGGCUGCGGGACGAUCAGCUGGAGCGGGUGUGGGACCUGGCCGACGUCGACAAUGACGGCAACCUCGACUUCGAAGAGUUCUGCGUCGCCAUGCGCGUCAUCUUCGACCUGCUAAACGGAGAAUACGCCGACGUACCAACGACGCUACCAGACUGGCUGGUCCCCGAGUCCAAGGCGCAUCUCGUGCAGGCGAACCGGGCGCUCACGGGCAAGGCGGUGCAGUUCGAGCAGGUCGAGGACGAAGAUGACUCGCCCGGCCUGAAGGACGGGUUCGACUGGUACAUGAGCCCAGCCGACAAGGCCAAGUACGAGCAGAUCUACCAAGAGAACCGGGACAUGCGGGGCGAGGUAGCAUUCUCCGCCCUGCAAGACCUCUACGAAUCCCUCGACGUGCCCGACACCGACAUCCGCUCAGCCUGGAACCUGAUCAACCCGUCAGCCGGCUCGUCCAUCAACAAAGACGCCUGCCUCGCCUUCCUGCACAUCCUCAACAACCGGCACGAAGGCUUCCGGAUCCCCCGCACCGUACCGGCCUCCCUGCGCGCCAGCUUCGAGCGCAACCAGAUCGACUACCAAGUCGACAGCGCGCGCAACAACAACAAUACCGCCGCGCAAUCUCGAUGGGCGACACGGGCGGACGACGAGACGAGCACGGGGCGCAAGGCCAAGUUCGGGGACCAGUACCUGACGCGGCUGGGCCGCAGCGGGUUCAAGAGCGCGGGUACCGACUUUAGCAGCGCCAAGACGGACGCCGAGUGGGAGGAGGUGCGGCUCAAGAAGCAGCUGGCCGAGCUGGACGAGAAGAUGGCCAAAGUGGAGGCCGGCGUCGAGCGCCGCAAGGGCGGCCAGCGCGACUCCAAGCCCGCGCUGGUCAAGAGGGAGCUGGAUCAGCUGCUGGAUUACAAGAGGAAGCAGCUGCGGGAGCUGGAGGAGGGCGGCGGCGCGGGCAAGGCCGGCGGGAACCUCAAGAGCGUGAGUGAGGAUUUGCAGACGGUGAAGGAGCAGGUUGAGGGGCUGGAAGGGCAUCUGCGGUCACGGCAGGAGGUGCUGGAGCAGUUGAGGAGGGAGAUCGAAGAUGAGAGGGCGGGGAGGUAACGGUUAGGUAGGUAGGACCGAGCACAAUCCGUGAGACGACGCUUGACCGAUAGAACUGCGCACACACAAAUGG
Molecule: messenger RNA, 1583 nt
Organism: Chaetomium fimeti
Lineage: Eukaryota; Fungi; Ascomycota; Sordariomycetes; Sordariales; Chaetomiaceae
Product: actin cytoskeleton-regulatory complex protein END3
Exons: 2
Coding region: 299-1510 (403 amino acids)
Biological process (GO): endosomal transport; endocytosis; actin filament organization
Cellular component (GO): plasma membrane; cytoplasm
Molecular function (GO): calcium ion binding; protein binding
Source: RefSeq, a predicted model, not a curated record